Clunio marinus is the source of this 435-nucleotide messenger RNA. NCBI's taxonomy places the organism in Eukaryota, Metazoa, Arthropoda, Insecta, Diptera, Chironomidae. The record is from the annotation of a GenBank genome assembly.
AUGAUAAAACUUCAAGCGCCAAUGAAAACAUUUGGCAUUUGGUCGAUUCCAUUGACGCACCGCAUCGCAUCAUUGCCAACAGCAAAAUUCGAUACAUUAAAACAUUUCUCAGCAAGAAAUAUUGACGAGUUGAUCGCAAAUGAAAAAAUAUCAAAAUCAAUACUUGAAGCAUUAUAUCAACUUUUUGUGCCAUUGAGAAUUGAAAAUAGCGUGGAAAAUCAAAUAAAUACGGAAAAGCACGAAAAUUCAGUGACUGAUGACAGCAGUUUAUCUACAUCAGCUUUUCAACGACACAUUCACAAACACAGAGAGAAAGAAAAUUGUUUGUUGCCCUUUCAAGCGAAUAAUUUAAAAUUCUUUAAGCUGAACUUAUGUCGAUGUAAACAUAAUGAUUCACAACUAAUUUCUGGAGAAGAUUUAAUCAGCUUUUUAUAA